Molecule: messenger RNA, 351 nt
Organism: Paramecium tetraurelia
Lineage: Eukaryota; Ciliophora; Oligohymenophorea; Peniculida; Parameciidae
Exons: 1
Source: RefSeq, a predicted model, not a curated record
AUGUGGAAAAACAAAUUAGCUGAGAAAGGAAAUCGAAACUAUGGAGAAAUCGAUUUCUCUUAAUUUUAAUCAGUAGCAGAACGGGAAAAAAAUAACAAAGCAUUGGAACCUGCCUCAAGUGUUUACUCAAUCAAUAUGAAGGGAAACACAAAAAUUCCAUUUCCAAAUAUUAAAUCCAAAUCUCCUGAUGUUUUAAAGAUUCAUCAAUAUAAUUAAGCAGUUAUCGAUGUAAAGUCAAAAUCUCCAAAGGCAAAAGUUAUGAAUAUUAAUUCUUAAAACUUAAGCAAACAAUUCGAAACUUUUAUGAAAUCAAAACGAGAGUAUAAAUUAUAAUAAAAAUAAUAAUUAUGA